AUGGAUUUCGUCGACCGGUCUUAUGAGUUAGAUUCCUCUGCUCCAGCCGCUGGUCACUCCAACCUAAGAGACAGUCCAGGUGACAUGAAGCAUCGUCUGGCGGCAGAACUUCAACUCUCAGAUAGUGAGGGUGAGCAGCAAACUGGAGUAGACGAAGAGGAUGUGGAGGAAGAAGAGGAAGAGGAAGAGGAAGAAGAGGAAUUUGGUAAUCAAGAUGACCACGAAGAUGAGGAAGUGAAUGAUGACAGUUACUCUGGUCCUCUCAGGGCAGAGUUGGAUGUCUAUGUGUCCAGUAACAGCCUUCAUGGCCUGGAGGAUCCUGGAGACCUUUGUCAAACAGUCGAUGCUCUUUUAAAGGAUGAAUCCAUGCAAACUGGAUCUAGACGAACCCUAAACCUUGGGCUGACUUGUGCUGAGAAUAUUGGCCACAUUAGUAACGACAUUGGUGACGGAGGGCUAGGAGAUGGGGUGCUUCUGUUAGAAGACGUACCUGGUGACGAAGACGACGUCGCCAAUGAGGGUGAUGCUGACGAUCUUAUGGCACAAGGCGGCGAAUUGUUGGACGACGAAUCGUUAUUAAUGCUGCCCGGAUCCGGGCAAGAGGAGCUCGACCAUCAUGAUCAUCUUCAUCAGCUUUCACUGGAAGCGGACAUUCAUCGCAAUCAGCUUGGCUGCCACAGUGAGCCAGAUGUAAUUUAUGCGAUACGUGAGGAGGUGGUGAGUGGUGUUGAUGAGAACGAUGAGAUGGUACUACUAGGUCCUUCAGAAGACGUCAUGCAGGCUAGGAGGCGAAAUAGUCAUGGCGUCACGCGACUUCCUGGUGCCGAUGGCUAUGGAGGUGAGGAAUCGAACUCUCAGCAUUCCUUUGAUAUAAGGUGUUCAGAGGAGAUGGAAGAAAUCGAUGGUGUAGAAGAGGAAGAAGCAUCUGACUUUACUUCUUACGACACAUAG
Messenger RNA from Protopolystoma xenopodis, 951 nucleotides. Lineage: Eukaryota; Metazoa; Platyhelminthes; Monogenea; Polystomatidea; Polystomatidae. The record is from the annotation of a GenBank genome assembly.